GGCGUGUUCCGGAGAUUAUAUCGAGUGUUCCUCAAUGUCGUUGAUGGGAACUAAAUUUUCACACAUCUCGCGUGUAUAAAAAGCCGAUCGUCCCAGUUGGCUGGAAUUUUUUGAGCCAGACGGCUCCAAACGGUGCGCAACAUGUUAUCCUUCCAGUAUGUCCUAGUUUGUGGUUUAAUAGCUGUUGAUUUUUCAAAGGCAAUGCUGCGAAGCAGAAUACGAGGAAUGAGGAUAGUGAGCGACGAAACACCGCCUCAGGAGGGAGCGCUCCCACUGGACCCUGCCGCCGACAACGCGGCCUUGCAUCAUCUAUAUCACCAACAAGACCCCUGCUGGAACGCGCCCCACAAUCCUGGCCCUAAUCACGAGGCCUCACGAGCCUGUCAACGCGCCUUCAACGCCUUCAAUUUGCGACCCCUCAACCUGCGAGACCGUUGCCCUUUCGCAGAGGAACCCAAGUGCCGCUACUUCGGCAGCCCCCCCGUCAAGCAUUGCUCCGUCAAGAAACGCAGACCGGCCUGGUGCGCCAUCCUCGGCUUUCGCCACGAGGUCGUCAAGCUGUCGUCUUGCGCAAGGCCGGUCUUCCCGGGCUUCGUCCCCGCGAUGCCCCCCUUGCAAGUCCCCCCGGUUGUAGUUUUUCCCGGAUUGUAAAUGGAUCACAUGUUUUUUAAAAUGUCCGACUCGGUCUGAAGAAAUGGAGAGAUACCCGAAAAUAUUGUUGAAAAAUAAGACUAAUUUUUAAGUCCUUGAAAAAAUAAUAAAUCAAUCAAUUAAUUCUUAA
Messenger RNA from Bemisia tabaci, 781 nucleotides. RefSeq lists its product as uncharacterized. The record is from RefSeq and is a predicted model, not a curated record. Lineage: Eukaryota; Metazoa; Arthropoda; Insecta; Hemiptera; Aleyrodidae.